AUGAAUUCAUCACUAAUAUCAACGGCAGUCCUCUUGACACUGGUAGCAGCUGCUAGUGGACUGCACUGUUGGAGAUGCGGCCAGUACAGUGAUGGAGUCGGCUCUAUCACACCUUGUAAUAACCGAAGUGCCACAAGAUUAGAACAAUGCCCGCCAAAUGCGAAAUACUGCAUCAAAUAUGUGAGCGAACUGACCGUUGUUCGUGACUGUGUGGAGACGUGCAGUGAAAAAGAAUGGUGGGGUGCCCGUACAUUCUGCUGUGAAUCGGACGAGUGUAACGGCGCCUUUUCAACGAAGUCCACAUUCUCUAUCAUCAUGGUUAUCUUCAUCGCGUAUUUUGUGCACUGA
Leptosia nina is the source of this 348-nucleotide messenger RNA. Lineage: Eukaryota; Metazoa; Arthropoda; Insecta; Lepidoptera; Pieridae. The record is from the annotation of a GenBank genome assembly.